UGCAUUCUUUGUCUUAAUUCAAAUUGAUUUAUUUUACUGAAGCUCAUUUAUAAAAAAGAAAUGCUUACAACCAAGGAAAACUUUCUGCAAGGUUUUCUAUGGCUCAAAACUAAGUUUAUUUUUAAACUUUACCUGUACAAGACUCUCUGGCAAAGCAGAGGUGCAAAUACAGUUUUGCAAGUUUCUAUGUCCUGAAAAUAGCCUUGAAUGAGCAGCAGGUGUCAGUGGACGUAGGUAUUUUGGAGUAUAGAGUCUACUUCCAUUCAGGUCAAACUGGUACAUUUUAGUUGUCAGAAAUAAUCCGUUUUCAGAGCAUGUUGCAGGUUAACACUGGCACGCAUACUGCUAAAUUUGGUUCAUGUUAUAUGUGAUCUUCUAAAGCAUACUUGCAGGUAGUUCCUUUUCAGUCUUCACAGAAUUUAAUGGAGUUUAAGUCACUUAAAUUCUAAGGAAAUGUUAGAAGUCCUGAAGAAACCACUCCAGCAGUUGAUGGAAUUUAAUAGAAAUAUUCAUCCCCUCCAGGAUUUUUGAACUGCUUCAUGGAAUUUAUAGUGAUUAGUAUACUUGAUAGGAUUUUUUUUUUCUUUCCAUUGGAAAAUUGCACUCAUAGGUUUUAUAGUGCAUUUUAUUAAGGGAACAAAUUAACGUCCUGCAAAAUGUAGGAAAAAGAGAGUUUACAUUAUAGAAAUAGUAUAGAAAUGAUCAUGAAAAAGUGUUUUGGAUCCAUCAGUUUACAUCAUUUCUGUGCAAAGGGGGUGGGUGGAGCAAUUCCAGCUUCUGCAUGGGGACAGAAACCUCAGCAGCUGUGUGAAAGUGCAGAACUCUCCUGAUGAUGUAGCUGGAGCAGAUGGGCCCCUUUUGAAUCAGAUUCAGCAGCAAUAAAAGACUGGAAAAAAGUGUUUUAAAGAAGGGUGGAUUGGUCUGGAGGAACAGGAAGUUCUCCAUGGGAAAAUCCAGAGAAAAGCCAGACUUUCUGAUACUGAGGCUUUAGAAGUAUAAUCCUGACUGGAGGCUUUAAGGAUUUGUGUGUGAUCAGCGUUGUGCUCUACCACAGUGAAGAGGUAUUUUUCACUUCAAGACACCUUGCAUUAAAGGAUCAUGGUAGACAGUUUAAUAGUUUCUUUGAGACUUCUUGGUUCCUUAGCAGUGCUGGGAUUUCAGUUUGUCAUCCCACAGCCUUCCAUUGAACACAGAAAGGUUCCCCAGAGGAUAGAAGAGCAAAGCGAUGCCCCUGAGGAUAGCAGUGGGGGAAUCCCGGGCAUGUGGGGCAGCUGGGGCCCCUGGUCGGCCUGUUCUCGGAGCUGCAGCGGUGGGGUGAUGGAGCAGACGCGGCCCUGCCUCCCAGCCUAUUACCGGGAACGGGGCUACCGACGGCCGGGCCGGCAGUACCCGGCCUCCGAGAGGCCUCUGCCUCACCAGAGCGCCCGCCACCACGAGGACUCGCUGACUGCCUAUCCUGGCCACGUCAUUUCUGCCAUCCGCACGUCUGUGCCGCUGCACAGGAACGAGGAGCAGCUUUGGGCCGGCCUUCGGGCCCCUGCUCCUUCUGGGGGCCGAAACAGCAGCCAGCUGAGCCGGGGGGCCAUGAGAGGCAGCAGGCACUCCCAGAGGCAGAGCGCCAAGCCAGAAAAGAGAAGCAGAAACAGAAGUCCUAUUGGUCCAGGAAAGUAUGGAUAUGGCAAAGUGCCAUACAUCUUACCUUUACAAACUGAUACUGGUCAACAGCCUCAGAAACUUCGGAGGCAGCGACAAUCAUCGAGGAACCAAGUAUUUCAUCAGAAUCCAAGCAUCAUGAGCGCUUACAGCCAGGCAGCUAGUCCUUCCCUUCAACAUGGGAAUCUUUAUCAAGAAGAAAGUGGGGCUCAGGCUGGGCAUCAAGUCCUGGGACCCUCAGUUUAUCAGUCCCCAUCGUUCCCUGUGUCGCAGAGCCUGUUCCACAGCAGUGACUCCAGCCACCACGGGCCCGUGUCACACCAGGUGGUGCAGGGCCAGCCCCAGCCCCAAAGGGCUGCAGCCAUUGUGUGCAUUGGCGCCUACAAGCAAUAUAAACUCUGCAACACAAAUGUGUGUCCUGAAAGCAGCAGAAAUAUCAGAGAGGUGCAAUGUGCAUCAUACAAUAACAAGCCAUUUAUGGGUCGAUUUUAUGAAUGGGAACCUUUUGCAGAAGUGAAAGGAAGUCAGAAGUGUGAGCUGAAUUGCCGUGCCAUCGGCUACCGGUUCUACGUGCGACAGGCCGAGCAGGUGAUCGAUGGGACGCCCUGCGACCAGAACGGGACUGCCAUCUGCGUGGCCGGGCAGUGCAAGAGCAUUGGCUGUGACGACUACCUGGGUUCAGACAAGGUGAUUGACAAGUGUGGAAUAUGCGGAGGGGACAACACUGCUUGCAAGGUUGUGUCUGGAGUUUUCAAACACACGCUAACAAAUCUCGGCUACCACAAGAUAGUGGAAAUUCCUGAAGGAGCUACUAAAAUCAACAUCACGGAGAUGUCAAAGAGCAACAACUAUUUGGCGUUGCGGAGUCGAUCAGGACGAUCCAUCAUCAAUGGGAACUGGGCAAUUGAUCGACCUGGGAGAUACGAAGGUGGUGGGACAAUGUUCACUUAUAAACGCCCAAAUGAAAUCUCCAGCACUGCAGGGGAGUCGUUUUUAGCUGAUGGUCCAACAAAUGAAGUCCUUGAUGUCUAUAUGAUACACCAGCAGCCUAACCCAGGUAUACAUUAUGAGUAUAUCAUUCCAGGAGACAAUGUCAUUAGUCCUCAGUUGCUUGCUCACAGGAGGCCAGGGGAACCCUUGAAUGGUCAGCUAGGAAUGCCAGAAAGUACAAAUCAUGAGGAUGAGGAUUUGCACAGGGAGACAGACACUCUCACUGGACAGUCAGCUGGAACUUUUCCAGUUAUUCAGCCAGGAAGAUUUCCUUCUCAUCAGCCAGAGAACCAGGUGCCUGCUGUGCAGCCACCAAGACAAAACCGAGAGUACAACUGGAAACAGAUUGGAAAGACCGAGUGCAGCACUACGUGUGGGAAAGGGUCACAAUACCCAGUUUUCCACUGCGUCAACAGAAUCACUCACGAGGAGGUAUCUGAGAGUUACUGUGACAGCAGCACCAAACCUAUUCCAGAAGAGGAGGCCUGCAACCUCUUCCCAUGUCCAGCUUUCUGGGAUAUAGGGGAGUGGUCUGAGUGCAGCAAAACGUGUGGCCUUGGUAUGCAGCAUCGACAGAUCUUGUGCCGGCAGAUGUACGCCAACCGCACCCUGACGGUACAGCAGUACCGCUGUCAUCACCUGGAGAAACCAGAGACAACCAGCACCUGCCAGCUGAAGAUCUGCAGUGAAUGGCAGAUUAGGACAGAGUGGACUUCAUGCUCGGUGCCUUGUGGAGUGGGGCAGAGGACUCGAGAUGUGAAAUGUGUCAGCAACCUUGGGGACAUCGUUGAUGAUGAGGAAUGUAACAUGAAGCUGCGACCAAAUGACAUUGAGAACUGCGACAUGGGUCCCUGUGCUAAGAGCUGGUUCCUUACAGAGUGGAGUGACAGGUGUUCUGCAGAAUGUGGUGAGGGCGUCCGGACGCGCUCCGUGGUGUGUAUGACGAACCACGUCAGCAGUUUGCCCCUGGAAGGCUGUGGCAACAACAGACCCUCGGAAACGACUUCCUGCAACAACGGGCCCUGUGCUGGUAAAGUGGAGUGGUUUGCUGGGGCCUGGACACAGUGCUCUACUGAAUGUGGCAGUGGAACUCAGCAGAGAGAAGUAAUUUGUGUUAGGAAAACUGAAGGUAAUUUUGAUGUUUUGAACCCCUAUGAAUGUUCAUAUUUGGAAAAACCUCCCAGCCAGCAAUCCUGCUACCUCAAACCCUGUGGAUCUAAGUGGUUUCAUACCGAAUGGAGCACAUGUUCCAAAUCCUGUGAAGGAGGAUUUCGGGUUCGAGAGGUACGAUGUCUAUCGGAUGACAUGACAGCCAGUACUCAGUGUGAUCCACAGCUUAAACCUGAAGAAAAAGAACCAUGUAACACACACGAUUGUAUCCCUGAAAUAGAUGAGAACUGCAAAGAUAAGUACUACAAUUGCAACGUGGUGGUUCAGGCCCGGCUCUGUGUCUACACCUAUUACAAAACAGCCUGCUGCGCGUCCUGUACCCGCGUGGCAAACAGACAACCAGGGUUUCUAGGACGCAGAUAACAAACACUCUUCUGCUCAAAGCGGCAACAUCAGUCUUCGGAUGGAGCUUGAACAGUGUUACUGUUUUGAUUACAGCAGGUUUUAGCUUCUUAGAGAUGUGUUUUCUUUAUAUUGCUGAGUACAUCAAGUCUAUGGUUAAAUCUCACACCCUUUCAGUUACUGUGCAGUUAUCUUCUUUAAAAUGUUUGUUGUAAAACCAUGAUCUUUUUAAAGCAUUAAUUUUUAAUGAUACUAUUCUUUGCACCUGCUCAUCAGAUAAUUAUUUAAAGAACAUAUCAGCCUUAGUAUUGUGAAAUCAAUGAAAAUGAAAUCAAUCACAGGCAAUUACUGGAGAUAUCUGACCAGUACAGAUGCAGCUGCUGCGUUAUUUUCUGCGUGCUUACUCUUACUUGGUAUUUUGGACUGCCUUAAAUUCGACAACUAAAUCAAUGAAACAUGCAUAUCAGAAAAAACCCUUCACAAAGAACCAGACCCUGGAAGACCCAUUUAUCAUCAGUUUCUUAGCACUCUAACGUAUAUUUUUAAUUACUUCAGUCCAUUCAUAAUAAAUGAGAGUCACUGUUAAGCUCUCUCAGUUGUACUUUUAACUAACUUCUUGUCCUCAGGCAGCAAAUAUAUAUACACUUGACUGCCAAUAAGUGCCUUUAUAUUUAAUUCAUAAACUCUUGAAUUUACACUUUUCUAAUUUUGUAUGGAUUAUAAAAUACAUUGCCUACCAGAGUGCCACUAGUGUCUAGCCCUUUAAGUCAGCUGUCAAUGAGACAGGUUUACCAGAGAGGUGAAGAGCCUUUGCUGGUGUAAAGAAAGUGACUGUUUCCAUUGGCAGGGUGUCUCUGCUGUAGGGCAGUUAUUUCAGUGAACUGGUAUCUUGCCUAAUAUCUUGUCUCUGCACUAUUGCUUAAUAACUACCGCACCAAAGUACUUUGUCACCACUUUCUGAAACAACCACCAAAGGAUGAAGGAUGCAGGCCUCUGUGCUUUAUAGUAGUCUGUUACUCUUGGCAUCAGGCAGCAGUACGAGUGUAGUAGCUGAGUAGCUGUAAAAAGGAGAUCUUAGCUAUUGACAUUCUUUGGGGUUUGAUCAGUUAUUACAACAUACUUGUCUUUUUGUCAGUCAGUGUUUCAUCCCACAGAUCUAGUCAUAUCAUCCUUUUCUACUACUCAAGAAUGGCUCCAGACCUAGAGCUCAAUUCAGGUGGUGAUUUUUCAUUUCUGCAAUUGGUGUUCUUGGCCUUGCAACUUGCUAAAUGCAGAUAGAACGUGCUGUGCAGUGCAGAUGAAAGUUUUUGCAUUAUCUGCACAAUCUCUAGCCUUCACCUGAAAUGUGUAAAUAAGGCUGAGGGAAUAAAUAAACACCUUUCCUUAUCCAGCUGUUUAUUACAGCAUAUUGCUAGUAAAUCAGUGAUACCCAACUAUGCAUCUAUUUCUGAGGUGCCUGUUGUCUGAAUUGAAAAACAGUUUUAACAAUCUGUGUUAAGUCACUCCCAGUGAUGUGAUAUAACAGUGAUUAAGGUGUCCUGCUACUGAUGAAGAGCCUUGUUUGGGCCUCAUUGUGUUUUCUUUUCUUCUUACUGCUUUGGUGGAGAGGACAUUGAAGAGAGAAUGGGGCACUGGGAGGCAAUGGUUGCUGGUGGGUUCACAUUGGUUUGUGUUCUGGAAGCCACAGGAGGGUGAAACUCUUGUGGUCUAAAAGCUGCCUUAGAUUGAGACAAACCUUAGGUUUUUUGAUUUGAAGUUACUCUUUGUGACUAUGAACCAAUAAUGUCAUUGACUGUUUCUGUCCAGCUUGAUUUGGGUUUUUUCACUGUAAUUAAUUGAUAUAAAGCUGUUAGAAACAGUAAUGCUAAUUAGAAAACCUUCCACUCAAGUUCAUUAAUCUUUUACAGUCCUGUUCCCUUGUAUUAUGAAGAUUUAUCCAUGAAGGUAACUUACCAGAUUUGUGAUAAUAUUAUAUUCCUCAGAUUCUUGACCAAAGAAUGACAUGGAGAAAGUGCAGCAUAAACAACUCUGGAAUCCAGUAUUUGUAAUACAGAUUUUCAUCUGAAUAUCUCAUUGCAGCAAAUCUUAAUAUACAGUAUAUAAUUUUUGCUGUUGUCUCUUUUGUCCCAAGGAAGUGUAUCCUGUCAGCUUGAGGGAAAUACCCGAUCCAUAAAAAGGCUUUCUGAAAACCACAAGGUGAAUGAAAUGCAGAGGUAAUCAGGUUUGCCAACAGUUAAUAGAAAAUAAUGUGCUUGCACACACUUUUGGCUGUGAGAUAGUCAGCAACUCAGCACAUAGCCAGGUGAUCCUGGUGUUUUAUAGAAUAUGUUAAUUUUGCUCUGGAAUAUAUGGCCAUUGGGUUAUAUUACAAAGUUGAUCAUGUUGUAGGCACCAUUAAGCUGCCAGUAAAGUAAACAGACUUCAUGGGAGCUAAAUAUCAAAGAAUAUACACAUACACAUAUGUAUUAUGGCUAAGGUACACAGCUUUGUGAAUUGAAUUGACUUAUGGUUAUACAAAUUGUACUUUUUUUUUAGUAAAAGGACAGUUUUCAGAUGUACCAGAUAAAACAAAAUAGAUUGCUUCACCAAAUUAAACCUCUGAUGAUAAGGAAACUGCCAGAAUGUUGUUGAACAUCAUCUCUUCUUGUUUAUCAGCAUAAUCAAAUUAGUUGUUCCUGCAAAAUUAAACCCUUCUUUUCAGCACUUUGAUGUAUUAAUAUUACCUACACAAAGUUUUAUCCUAAGAUUUCACCAUCAUAUAAAAUGCACUUUUGAAAUUGGAACUAUAGCAAGGGUUUGUUUUAAUAGAGCAGUGCACCAAUUUAGGAUGAUGCCUGCAGAGGGCCUGAUUUUACUUUCACUGUAAAUCAGAGGGGGCCUUAAUGAAUGCGGUACUUACAGCAGGUGUACAAUCAAUAUAAGUAAGAAAUUAUGCAGGCUUCUGAGUCUGAAUGCUUUAAUUCCUCUUUCUGAUAUUUUAACGUCAGUCAAAAUCCCACUGAAUGGUGGAAAAAAAUGCUUCCUUGCCUAAAGAUUUUCAUCUUACACAACCCAGUAAGACCAGAGUACGCGUAGGAAUACUGCUGUCGAUUGUAUUAUCAAGUUAUCAGGGGUCCAUCAGGGUUUUCUAGCUCCUGUGCAAUUUCAGAUCCAAGCAUAUGUUGUUUGUUAGACCCCACUUCUAUGACAAUAUGGUGCAGUUCAGAGUUUGGUCCUUUUAUACAGAAAAAGCCCAAUGUGUCGCAGAGCAUGUUACGUUAUUGACAUGUUAAUGUAAAGACAUGUAUUUUAGGUUAUUUGUUCAUACAGUUGAUAAAGGAGGUCAGUAUAGCCCUGACUCCAGUGAGUACACGCAACUCGCAGAAGAAGUCCAGAUGGGGCAGCAGUAUGGCCAGGACCUGGCUACUUACUUUGCUUAUGUCGGAGUUCAGUGCCAGUGGUACCACCAAAGGAGGAAGGAGGCAGAUGCUGGAAAAAGGGGGAGGUUAUGCAUUCCUGUAGGAAAUACUUUGCUUCUACUCUUUACAAUCUAUACCACCAUUAGUAAAAACGUGCUUUUCAGGGUUUUGCUUUCCUUCCCUUCAUCCUCAUCCUGACCUGUCUUCCUUUUACACCCACAAGUGUUCUCCUUGUCCUCUUAUCUUGCCUCCAUCCCUUUGUCCUUUGGAUGACAAUAUCCAAUUUUGCCAGAAUUACUGAAAAUCCUGAACUGGUCAUUUAGUUGAUAAGAAUCUGUAUUAGAAAUAAGCCAGGCUAUUAAGAGAGGUAUAUUCCUGCCAGUCCAGUUAUUAUUUGUGUGUGUGUGUCCGUGUUGGCUAGUUUAAAAUGCGUGGUAUUAAACUACCUACUGAGUGAACUCCUGUGCAACGAACCCGUGAUUGCACAGCUAUUGAAGUAUGUAGUGACCCUUCAUUCUCACAUCUAACAUUUAUUGCAUAAAAAAGAUAAUUAUCCUCUUCACACUCAAAAAGGAGAAACUGUGUGUCUGCCUGGUUUUCUUGAGACUUACACUUUGUGUCUCUGACUUCUCUUAGAGCUGUUGUGUGUAUUGAGCAGGUAAUUUACGUGCAUGUUUGCAAUUGGAACACAAAAUAUGACAUUUUGAAGACUGAAAGUAAACAUCUGGUAUUCCUAAGCUUACAGAAUGUUUGCGUGGAACAUAUUAGCUGUUGUUUAGAAAAUGGAACAAAAUAAUUAUUUCUAUGUCAGAAAUGAAAAAUCAUCCACUAAGGAUUUUCAAUAUAUUUUAAAGCAAACUUGUCAUCAUUAUAGUAUCUCAAUAGUGCGGGUGAAAUUCAGACCUGGUGAAAGGGAGAAAAUUCCGUUUAAGAGAAGUCACACCAGACCUGAACCUCAGCUUUUUGGUUCUCAGCUUUUAGCAACCAGAAGUUCUUAAGACUCUGAGUUCCCAGUCUUCUAUAUCCCCAUUUACUAUAAUGGGUUAUAAAUAACUUACCGCUGUAUCUGGAGAGGAGGGGAGCUUAACUUUGAGAAAUCAUUGCCCUUCCAGUGACAGCCUGUCACUGCUGCUUGCCCUGAGCGGUUCUGUCCGUGCUGUGUUUGGUUCUCUUGAGACCAGUGGCCUUGGCAGGGGCUGGGUACGUGCGAGCUUGUGAAGUCCCAUCGUAGUCACUCAGGAUCUACAUAGAGGAUCAGGAAGGACUGGAGACAAAAGAAACCCUAACUUUUUUAAUAUGUAUAAAAUUGUCUACUUGACCCUCAUAAUUGAUUUUGGCAGAAGGAUAUACUUUAUUAUAACUUAUUUUUGUUGUUAUUUGUAAAUACAAGAUGUCUAUGGGAAAUAUGUAAUUCUGAGCUGUGUCGAUGGUACAAGCCACUGCACCAAAUAUUUCAAAUAUUUAGAAUAGGCAGAUUUUUUAUUAAAAGGGACCUAAUAUGUAUUUAUUUACAUAUACCAUUCAAAUUUUGUCCAGCUUUUUCAUUAUACUAACCCAGCUUUUUAGGGAAUUUUAUAGCAGAGGUAUUACAUAUAUAUUUUUGUAUAUAUGUCAUACUGUAAAUCCAUAAUACAAUUUUCUAAACUUUCUGAUUAGCCAGUUCCUUGAGUGAAUUAAAGGAGGAGAGUAUAGGCAAAUUGCUUUCUGACUCGUUCAGGAAUCUGUAUCCAUGGCAAUGCACCUGAACCAGAACUGUACAGCAUCCUUUUCAUAUUGUAUACAUUUUCUCUUUGAUGAAAAAAUGUUAACUAUUUUUGUUUAUGACUAAUUUAUUUUUUAUUAUUGUGAAAAAUAAAGUAAU
Messenger RNA from Calidris pugnax (ruff), 9414 nucleotides. RefSeq names its product thrombospondin type 1 domain containing 4 (gene THSD4). Gene Ontology annotation, molecular function: metalloendopeptidase activity. Bases 1099 to 4176 code for a protein of 1025 amino acids. The record is from RefSeq and is a predicted model, not a curated record. Gene Ontology annotation, cellular component: extracellular matrix. Gene Ontology annotation, biological process: extracellular matrix organization. Lineage: Eukaryota; Metazoa; Chordata; Aves; Charadriiformes; Scolopacidae. The transcript has 18 exons.